This is a messenger RNA of Closterium sp. Naga37s-1, 6084 nucleotides long. Lineage: Eukaryota; Viridiplantae; Streptophyta; Zygnematophyceae; Desmidiales; Closteriaceae. The record is from the annotation of a GenBank genome assembly.
AUGCAACUAUGUGGCGGGAGGCCGCACCACCAGGCGGAAAUGUGUGAAAGCAGAACUCGCAAGGGACACAAGUUGGAGCAAGUGGAGCCGUGUCAGGAGUGGCUGAAUUCUCCGCAACCCCCGGUGUGGGGCUUUCCGGAGGGAUCGGGGGGGGCUGCUGCUGCUGCUGCUGCUGACGCUGCUGCCGCUGCUGCUGCCGCUGCCGCACGCCCUGAAGUGCUGCCCUCGCCCCCAGCUGCCCCCCUGCGUGCUGCACGCCCUGAGGUGCUGCAGUCACCCCCUGCUGUCCCGCUGCCUGCUGCACGCCCUGGGGUGCUGCAGUCACUCCCUGCUGUCCCGCUGCCUGCUGCACGCCUUGAGGUGCUGCAAUCAGUCCCUGCUGUCCCCCUGCCUGCUGCACGCCCUCAGGUGCUGCAGUCACUCCCUGCUGUCCCGCUGUUUGCUGCAUGCCUUGGGGUGCUGCAGUCACUCCCUGCUGUCCCGCUGCCUGCUGCACGCCUUGAGGUGCUGCAAUCACUCCCUGCUGUCCCCCUGCCUGCUGCACGCCCUCAGGUGCUGCAGUCACUCCCUGUCGUCCCCCUGCCUGCUGCACGCCCUGGGGCGCCGCUGGUGUUUGCCCUGAAUGGACGGCGUAUGGAAGUUCGCGACGUGGGCCCGGACAUGACAUUGAAUGAAUUCGUCCGCACCAGGACAGAGUUUACAGGAACUAAGCUGGCCUGCGGUGAAGGUGGGUGCGGUGCAUGUGCGGUCAUGGUCGCUCGGUACAACCCUCUCACCAGCACCAUCGACGAGCGUUCGCUCAACUCCUGCCUGCUUCCGCUCGCCUCCUUGCACCUCGCCGCCAUCACCACCGCGGAAGGCCUCUGCUCCGCGUCCCGCUCGUCCCCCGCCGACCUCCCCGCAGCCAACGGCGGCGCAGGCGCACCCGCACCCUCCGGCGCAGCCAAUGGCGCAGGAAAAGACGCGGGGCUGAAGCAGCAGCGGGACCCGCACACGUGUCACAAGGGCGGUCGCGCGGAGCAGCCUCACGCGGUGCAGCAGCGGCUGGCGGGGUUCCACUCGUCCCAGUGCGGCUUCUGCACGCCUGGUAUGUCCAUCGCGCUUUACGCUGCCGUCCGCCGCCGGCGCGCGGGAGCCUCCGGGGAGGGAGUGGAGGCGGUGAGUGGGCUGACGGAGCAGGAGGUAGAGGAGGCAAUGGCUGGGAACCUGUGCCGCUGCACCGGGUACCGGCCUAUUCUCGACGCCUGCAAGAGCUUCGCCGGGGCGAACGGUAGUGCGGCUGCAUCAGCAGCUGCAGCAGAAGCAGCAGGGGGGUUGAUGGAUUUGGAAGAGCUUGGGUCUGUUGGUGCUGCAGGAAUGCGCUCCUGUACGGUGCUAGAUAUCAGUGAGUUUGCCCCUGCUGCGAUCUCCGCUCAGUCGCACGGCGAGGGGGAGUGUGGCGGGAAGGACAGCAGCGGCGGAAGCGGCGGCGGCGGGAAGUGCAGCAAGAGCGGCAGUGGAAAGUGCAGCGGGCUGUGCGGCACGCCUCGCAAGCCACUCCCGCGCUACGAUCCCACCUCCGACCCGCCGUUCCCCGCCUGGCUCACCGCGGAGACCCAGCGCCAGCUCAGCGCGCAGCAGAAGCAGGCAGGAGGGGGAGAUAAGAUGCUUGGGUGGGAAGUCUGGGAGGAGUCAGGCGUGGGAGAAGCGGCGGGCAGGGGCAGCGAUGGGGCGAAUGGAGAGGCGAGUGCGGCGGGAGAGGGGGAGGCGGGGGAGCAGGCGGAGGAGGUGAAGGGUGAGAGGAAAGGAAGGAAGGUUGCGUGGGUGGCGCCGAGAAGUCUCGACGAGCUGCGAUCCGUGCUGUUGGGAGGCAAGGGGAAAGGAGGAGCGGGUGAUGGUGAGGAGAAAGAGGUUCGGCUGGUGGUGGGCAACACUGCGGUGGGUGUGUAUCCUGAGCUGGGUCGCUAUGAUGGCGUGGCUCGUGUGACUAGAGUGGACUUGAAACACCUUCCUGAGCUGCAGCGCGUGGCGUGGGAAGAAGGGCCGGGUGACGAGGAGAAUGAGGGGGGCGAAGGGGGCGCGCGUGUGGUGGGGGUUAGAUUCGGUGCUGCCGUGUCCUUGGCCGAUGUGAUUGCUGUGCUGGACACAGUAGCAGGGAAGGGCACUGGUGCUUCCAGCACCAGCGACGGUGCUCCAGUAAUUUCUGGCUGGAGUGAAGCAAAGGCGGCAGGAGCAUCAGCAUCAGCAGCAGCGGAGGUGUUUUCUAGUGUGGCGGCUCACCUGCGCAAGGUAGCAGGGCCGCACGUGCGCAACGCUGCCAGCAUCGGUGGCAACCUGGUGCUGGCCGCCUCUCAGCGCGCCUUCCCUUCCAACGUUGCCACGCUCCUGCUCGCCCUAAACGCCUCUGUGCGCACCGCCACACCCACCCCCACUGCUGCGUCCGGCGCAGGAGGAACAGCAGGAGGAGCAGGAGGCAGUGAGGGGUGGGCGUGGGAGGAAGACUCUUUGGAGCAGUUCCUGCUGCGCGGUCCUCUGCCCAGCACCACUCUGCUGCACUCCGUCUUCCUGCCCUGCCCCUCGCUCCCUCCCUCCGCCGCCUCUGCAGGCCAGCAGCUGGUGUUUGACUCCUUCCGUGCGUCUGUCCGCCCCUCGGGCAACGCCUAUGCGUACGUCAAUGCCGCCUUCCUCCUUCGCCUCACCCCCACUUCCUCCUCCUCCUCCUCCUCCUCCUCCUCCUCGUCCCCCAUCAUCCACUCCGCUCGCCUGGUCUUUGGGGCGUUUGGCAGCCCCCACGCCAUCAGAGCGCGCCAAGCCGAGUCCUGCCUGCUUUCUGCAGCAGCCAACGGCGCGCUGACACCUGGCAGCGUGCUGGAGGUGGUGAGGGCAGUGCGGGGGGAGGUGGUCCCUCCAGAGGGGACACGGUGGGCGGAGUAUAGAACAGAGGCAGCUGUUGGGUUCCUCUUCUCCUUCCUCUCCCGCCACCUGCCCCAGAUCGAUCCGCCCCGGAAGAGCCUGCAGCACGGCGAUGGUGCUGCUGCUGCUUCUGCUACUGGUGCUGCUGGCGGUAGCGUGAGUGGAGACGGAGUGAGGGGCAGCAGCGAGCAGCAGCACGUGGUGAUGAGGGGGCAGCAGGUGUACAGCGUCACCAACGACGUCUUCCCUCUCGCUUUGCCCCUCCCCAAGCUGGGCGUCGACCUGCAAGCCACAGGUGCAUCAUUCAUCAUCGCCCCUCCCUUGGCCCCCCCACCGUCUCCCAUGCUGCCUCUUCCCAUAAACCAUCCUCAUUCCCCCCAACCACCCUCGCUCUGCCCACUAAAGGAGAUUCUCCUUGCCACUACUCGUGUUCCCACCUCUCGUGUUCCACAGCCUACACCCACCCACUUCAGCUCUCCCUUCCACCCCUAUACCCCUUAUUAUACCUUCUAUCUCCUGCUGCACCGUUUAUCUCUUCCUCCCCACACCCUUCUUCCCCCCCCCCCCCCCCACUUCCCCCCUCCCCUCUUCCCCCACUCCCCCCCUGCAUCCCCACCAGGCCAUGCGAUUUUCGUGGGCGACAUCCCAGUGCCAGCCUUUGAGGCGCCUCCAAAAUCGCCAUGCAAUAUUCGCCAUGCGAUCUUCGUGGACGACAUCCCAGUGCCGUCCUCCUGCCUGUACGCCGCCUUUGCCGUCUCCACGCACGCGUCUGCACGCAUCACGUCGCGCUGCUACACUGCAGCGCUCGCCUCCCCGGGCGUGGUAGCAGUGCUGGACGCCUCGCACCUGCCCCCGGGUGGGGCCAACGUGGGCUCGAACCUCCUGGGCUCGGUUGACCCGCUCUUUGCUGAGGGGCGCUCCGAGUAUUACGGCCAGCCGCUGGCUCUUGUGGUUGCUGACUCGUACCGCCAUGCACAGGAAGGCGCACGCAAGGUGAUCUGCACGUAUGACUCCUCCCCUCCACCCGCUGCUGCUGCUCACAAGCCAGAAGCAGAACGACCAGCAGCAGGACCAACAGCAGCAGCAGCAGCAGCAGCAGCAGCAGCAACAGCGGCUGAAUCUGGGUCACCUGCAGGCGAGGCGAGUGGUGGCACUGCCAUUCUGAGCAUAGAGCAGGCGGAGGCUGCCGGGUCCUACUUUCCCCUCAACCCCAUGUUCGCCAUGGCCCUGCCCCGCCGCGGGAACUUCCAGGAAGCCUUCGACAAGAGCCCUCUGAAGAUCACCGGAGCCGAGGUGCGCUCGGGCUCGCAGCAGCACUUUUACAUGGAGCGUGCGCUCGGGCUCGCAGCAGCACUUUUACAUGGAGCGUGGGUGGCGAUGGCGGUGCGCUCGGGCUCGCAGCAGCACUUUUACAUGGAGCCGCAGGUGGCGAUGGCAGUACCAGACGAGGGAGGCACACUCACUGUGUACAGCGCGACUCAGUCCCCGCAGUUCACACAGGAGAGCGUGGCUGCGGCUCUGGGGCUGCCGGUCAGCUGUGUGCAUGUCGUCACUCGCAGGCUGGGAGGCGGGUUCGGCGGCAAGGCGUGCCAGUCGAAUUGGGUGGCAGUGGCAUGUGCGCUGGCAGCGCAGCACCUGCACCGCCCUGUGCGCAUGGCACUAGAGCGCAAGGCAGACACGGCCCUGGUGGGCGGCCGGCACGAGGCAAGGGUCCGCUACGACGUGGGGUAUGACGAGACUGGCCGCGUGCAUGCGCUGCGCGUGAGCACGGUGCUCAAUGCUGGAUGCACUCAGACCAUGAGCAACUGGCUGCCGAUGAACUAUGGGGCCGCCAUCACACAAUACGACUGGGGCGCACUGCAGAUUGAUCUGAAGAUUGCCAAGACCAACCUACCCACGCGAGUGACAGUGAGGGCGCCAGGCGAGGUGCAGGGAGUGCUGGUGGCGGAAACAGUGAUGGACCAUGUAGCUGCUGCUCUCAACCUAGAUCCAGUGCUAGUCCGUGAGCGUAACCACAUAACCACCGACUCUCUCCGUGCCUUCUUCCCCCGCGGCUUUCCUCCUGCUGCUCCUGCGGAGGAGGAAAAGGCGGAGGAUGAGGGUGCGAUCGCAGAGAGAGUGUGGCGGGAGGUAAAAGCCCUCGCCAGCUACAGCAAGCGAGUGGACGCAGUACAGGAAUUCAACGCAGCACACAAGUGGCAUAAGAGAGGACUCGCCAUUGCUCCAGUGCACUACAUGGUCCCUAUCAUGGGCAAGCCUGCACGGGUGACUGUGUUUGGUGAUGCGUCAGUGGUAGUGGAAACCGGAGGAGUGGAGAUGGGUCAGGGGCUGUUCACCAAGCUCCUCCCUCUUCUGCAAGCCGCCAAAGCAGCAGCAGAAAAGGCCAAGGCGUGCAAGCGGCUGGGGGUGGCAGGCGGAGGACCAGGGGGGAUGUUUGGGGGCGGAGGAGCAGCAGCAGGGGUUGAUGUGGUGGUGGGGGAGGAGGAUGUGGCAAGCUGGGAGGAGGUUGUGGGGCAGGCCAAGGCCAUGCGCUUGUACCUGUCUGCUCAGGCUAAUUAUCAGCCCAAGCCUCCUGCUGGAAGCUUUUUCCUCUCCUACUUCAACUUUGGAGCUGCCGUUUCAGAGGUGGAGGUGGAUGUGGUGACAGGGAGUGUGAGUGUGCUGCGGUGUGAUAUCCACUAUGACUGUGGUCGCAGCCUCAACCCUGCUGUGGACAUAGGACAGGUGGAAGGAGCGUUCGUGCAGGGGCAGGGAUUCUUCACGACAGAGGAGGUGGUGGUGGAUGAGGCAUCAGGCAGGCUGUUGACGGAUGGCACGUGGUCCUACAAGGUGCCAUCGUUUGACACUACACCUCGCCAGCUCAACGUGUCUUUGCUGCAGGGCGCAGGCAACGACCGCGGCGUGCUCUCCUCCAAAACAUCUGGGGAGCCCCCCCUCCUUCUCGCUGUUUCGAUCCACUCUGCCAUUCGCUAUGCCAUUGCUGCUGCACGUCGCGAGUUCGCUGACCCCCACACGGAACCUGGUGCUACUGGCAGUGAUGAGUUCGUGCGGUUGGAUUCCCCAGCCACCAUGGCUGUGGUUCAGCAGGCAUGUGGUUCGCAUCUAGUGGAAGCUUACCUGGAGAAGCAGCUUAUGACUUCACCUGCUGCAGUAUCUGCUGCUGCUGCUGCUGCUGGAGGUACUGGUAACUAG